AUGGAUCAAAAAAUCAACCCGACCCCCCCUCAUUAUGAGGAUGUGGUCAAUCCUAAGAAAGAGCCAGAUGAGGGCGCCAAUCCUGAUGCGCCGGAGCGCCGCCAGGCCAUCGGUAUCAACAUCGUUCAGAAUCCUUUGAUGCGCAGCUCCCAGGCGCAAGCUAUCAUCGAUGCACGAGCGUACGCCGAGUCGCACGGUAUGGCCGAGCACGCCGAGCUAUUUGGUCGGGCUGCUGUGGUUGCGCGGAACCCUCAAGACUUUGCAGCUUAUGAUGGACUCAGUGACGAGGAGCGCACUGCGCUUGCAUACGAGAGGGACCAUAAAUGGCAUGGCCCGAAAAUGCUGUGGUACUCAAUCGGUCUGUGUGCUAUCGGAGCCGCCACACAAGGAUGGGAUCAGACUGGAUCCAAUGGUGCCAACUUGUCCUUUCCAAAGGACUUCGGUAUUGACGGUAAAGGGAAGGAUGAGUGGAUCGUGGGAAUUGUUAACUCCAUUAUCUUCUUGACCGCUGGUCUUGUUGGUGCUUGGAUUGUCGAUCCACUGAACCACUAUCUUGGUCGAAAAGGCGAGAUUUUCGUUACUGCUCUCUGUCUCACUGCAACACCAAUUGGCUCUGCCUUUACACGGACAUGGCAAGAGCUCUUCGCGGCACGAUUUAUAAUGGGUAUUGGUAUUGGCGCAAAGAAUGCUACAGUACCCAUCUACUCAGCUGAGAUGGCUCCUGCCAGAAUUCGCGGUGCUCUUGUGAUGUUUUGGCAACUUUGGGUUGUAGCAGGUAUUUUCUUGGGCUUUGCCGCCAAUGUCAUUGUCAAAGACGUCCCAAAGAUCGCUUGGCGCCUCCAACUCGGUUCCGCAUUUAUUCCAUCAUUGGUACUCGCUGCUGGAAUUCUUUUCUGUCCUGAGUCUCCCCGCUGGCUUAUGAAGCAUAACAAACACGCCCAAGCAUUCAAGUCGAUGUUGCGCUUGCGAGCUCAUCCGAUUAUCGCCGCGAGAGACUACUAUUAUUCAUACAUUAUCUAUGAAGAAGAACUCAAGGAGGCUCGAGGCGCAGGUUAUUUCUCCCGUCUGUGGGACUGCUUUGCCGUCCCGAGAAUCAGACGUGCCAACUAUGGUGCCUCGACUGUGAUGAUUGCGCAGCAAAUGUGCGGUAUCAACAUCAUUUCAUUCUACAGCUCAACGAUCUUCCUGGAUGCCAAAUUCUCAGAAGACCAAGCCUUGUAUGCGUCUCUUGGCUACGGUGCUAUCCAGGUCGUGGCCACCAUCCCUACCUUGUUUUUAAUUGACACGAAAGGCCGAAGAACCCUGACUUUAGUUACCUUCCCCUUGAUGUGUAUCUUCCUGCUAGCUGCUGGUCUUUCUCUUUUAAAUAAAACAGAGAGCCAGGCCGCGAAGAUUGGACCAGUUGCCUUGUUUGUCUAUCUGUUUACUAUUGCCUACUCCUUAGGCGAAGGGCCAGUCGCUUUCCAAUACUCGGCUGAGGUAUUCCCCACUAUUCAGCGAGAACAAGGAAUGGCGUGGGCUGUUUGCAUCAACAACACCUUUGCUGGUAUCCUCGGUCUAACUUUCCCUCGAAUGAAGACUGUAAUGACCCAAACUGGUGCUUUUGGAUUCUAUGCCGGUCUUAACCUGAUCGCUUGGUUUAUGAUUUUCUGCUUUGUUAGAGAGACUAAGCAGCUGACUCUGGAAGAACUGGACCAGGUCUUCGCGGUACCAACUAAAAAGUUCAUUCAUUACGAACUGACUGUGUGGCUUCCUUGGUGGAUCAAGCGAUAUAUCUUCAGAAAGAACAUUGCCAAGCCACCACCCGUUAUUGCACUGGGCGAGGGGGUCAAAUAA
Penicillium coprophilum is the source of this 1836-nucleotide messenger RNA. Its product is annotated as Major facilitator superfamily domain general substrate transporter. Lineage: Eukaryota; Fungi; Ascomycota; Eurotiomycetes; Eurotiales; Aspergillaceae. Gene Ontology annotation, molecular function: myo-inositol:proton symporter activity. The record is from RefSeq and is a predicted model, not a curated record. Gene Ontology annotation, cellular component: membrane. Gene Ontology annotation, biological process: transmembrane transport. Bases 1 to 1836 code for a protein of 611 amino acids. The transcript is spliced from 10 exons.